This is a messenger RNA of Didymodactylos carnosus, 591 nucleotides long. The record is from the annotation of a GenBank genome assembly. NCBI's taxonomy places the organism in Eukaryota, Metazoa, Rotifera, Eurotatoria, Philodinida, Philodinidae.
AUGAACCAACGUUGUUUUACUGUCCACGAUUUUCGAUAUGUAUCUGCAACGGGUUCAUCCACACCUUUAACGAAGGAUAAUGUGACAUGUUUUGUUGUUCAUAGUGAAACAAGUCUUGUAGGUAAUUUUCUGACAACAAAUCGAAUAAUAAAUCAAAUUCAACAUAAUAUUCAAUGGAGUCAACUGUCAAACUUAAUGUCAAUACCCACAGAUUGUCCUCAACGUGACAAACGAAAAGGAUGGCUAGGAGAUACGGCUGUCACUAAUCUCUCUGAAGAAUUCCAUUCAACAUUUCAUAACUCAACGACUAAUUAUUAUGGCACUGAUGGAAGUCAAACAUCACAAAUACUUGCAUCAGCAUUGCCUGGUGUAAUUCCAUCGCAACAAAUACGUUCAUCAGUUAUACAACUACUGGUCAAUGAUAUACGGAAUCAAACGAUAAAUUUAACAAGUGGCCUUAUUGGAAUGACAAAUCUAUUCAAAGCUUUACCAGAUAAUGGUUAUCAUACAUUAGCUGUUGAAUUAGCCGAAUUAACAACAUAUCGAUCAUUCGGUUGGACAUUUACUAAUUCGUAUAGCACAACAAUAUGA